Molecule: messenger RNA, 114 nt
Organism: Lodderomyces margitis
Lineage: Eukaryota; Fungi; Ascomycota; Pichiomycetes; Serinales; Debaryomycetaceae
Exons: 1
Source: RefSeq, a predicted model, not a curated record
AUGUUAUCUUUACUCAAAAGUUCGGUAUUGGUUAUUUUGCUUGCUGCUAUCGCCAAUGGUACCCCCAUUGAAAAAAGACACGACAAAUUUAUUGCUCAUGAGCUUGAACGUACU